CCUCCUCCACCUCCCCUCCUCUUCCCUCCUUUCCAGGAUGUGAAGACGAAGGGAACAGGAUGACACAGUGUCAUGGGAUUCCAUCUAGGCACAGAUGGAGGGUUGUCAGCCUGGACGCUGAGUCUUAUGCAAAUAGAACAUUUGCCAUAGUUUGCAUUGACAUAACCACGGCGAUCACGGCACUCAAUACACCCAGGACAGGUGUGCGGCCGAGAGGAGCACAGGCAGCAAGUGGCCAAUCCUGAACAGUCACUGUUUCAGCCACCAAGAUCUUGCACACACACUCACAUACAGCAUGCCACACAAGCAAGCACACAGUUCAAUUCACUGUCCGAGCCACCAAGAACCAGCACACUUACCUGGCCAUCAGCCCCAUCUUCUUAAUGCAGUAAAUAAUGACCUCAUGAGUGAUAAGGCCCUGGCUGUUGACCGGCUGUGCAUGCUGACUGAGAAGUCUGCACUGAUAUGGCCAGAUAUGGGGCAGAUUACACCUGGGGCAUUCCUUACUACGCAUUAGGUGACCUGUAAUAUGCAGUAGCCCAGUACAGUCAUCAUCUUACACACAAUACCUCUACACUGUCUAUAUCAUAGGCUAAGACAACAGCAACUUUGCAAAUAAUCCUAAGGAUUUGGGCGGUACACAUGUCCACGUAUGGACACAUUUAUUUGAGUACGCAAAGUGAAAGUGGACACUGUCAACCAUGAGAAAGAGACAUCUGUUGGCCUGUUUUCUCCUCUUUGCGUAGUAAUCGAGUGACAGCUUUACAAAACGUAAGGUCCAACAAAACAAAUCAUGGAUUCCACUCAGAUGUGGGAUUUCUGUGUCUGACAACAGCUGGCUAUCUGUACCACCUGUGUGUCCUUGAAAAAUACCUGGGCACAACGAUAAGGUAUCAGACAGAUCAGCCAUAUGUCAGCCAAGAGGGAAAUGAUGGGGAAAAAUACUUCAGAGAACUUUGGUUUCUAGUCUACUUAAUGAGUGAAAACAGUGCGCAUGUGGCCUACGAGAAGAACCACACCAGGUUACUCUUGCAGUGUAAAGGCACAUAGCCUUCUGAAUAAUAAGCCUACAUGGUUUAAAUAACAAUAGCAUGAGCCUCAAACAGGGCGCAAUCACAAUCACAGUAUUGCCUAUUGUGCAGACACUAUGAUGUUAAGUUGAAAAAUAACUCAUCGCACAAGGCCAGAGAGAAGACAUCUAGUUAAGUUGGAUGCCAUGCCAGCGGCUCAUAGGCUAAUAUAACGUUACUGUAACUUCCCAUUGUGGGCUAUUGGGCACACAUGGGGGCACAACUGUCAUCCAUUAAGCAAUGGCUUAAAGGCAACACGGGAACACCAUGGCACCCAUGACCAUGGUUAAAGUUCUAAAAUGCAAAGUUCAUCCAGUGCUCAUGAAUUCCACAUUUCACACAUGACACUUUAGUCUCCAACUUCGCCCGUGAAAUCGAUAGACCCACGAUCAAUAAAUUAUUAAGGUGCAAAUUUGAAAAGGCAACACAUUGUCGUAGCGUAGACUAUGUCUCUCGCUGCACCAAGGGUUUGUUUCUAUUUAAUGCAGGGUUGUGAAUACAUACCAAAAGUCUCUCACCUGUCCGGUGGAAUUCAGUCGUCAAACCUCUCUCCCGAACUGGUGUGUUCAUGCGUCUGGUCAACUCAUUCCACUAGAUGGCAAUAAUACAGUUUCUGAAUAUGAAUUACCGUAAAAACCCGUGUAUGAUUUAUUUUAAAAAUGAUAAACUGUCCAACAAUUGUAUGAGACAUGUUAUUCUCUCAUAAUUGAACAUAGUUGAACUUAUAUGAUUAAAUGUGCAUUUUUGUUUCUUGUCAAAUUCGCCAUCUAUCUUCAGCGCGAGCAUGUGUUAGUGCAAGGUUUUUCUGACCUUUACGGUAAAAGCCAUCUGGUUGAGUUGCUAUGGGAUACAUAGGAAGAGUCCUCCCCUGGAAGCGUGGAGUUGUUGUCAGCGGGCUGCACUGGGAUAUUUGUUCUUCUUUGUUGCCGAGCAUAUGAUUUGGACAAGGUUUUGAAAGUGUGACUACCGGGGUUUGGUAGUUUGAAAUCUGUAAGAAGACAGACAGACGAUUUAACACGACACCAGUGGGGAUAUGUGUGUAUUCAAACAUCCAGUGAUGUACAAGUUCUGGAAAUUGGCUAUUUUAUGAACUCAUCCAUCAGCAUGGGCAAGAGGCAGGCGGAAUACUGAAACAUGAUAUGGACUUGCACCAACUUUGAAGUCUAAGACCACGUUGAACUUGACCAAGUUGUCCAUCCAUCACUUGGCUUUGGGUUUCAGUGACACGCUUUGUGACGACUCCUUUUUCUUUAUCUCAAGGAUUGUUUCCUGAAACUGCAUAUGAGGAGAUGUUUUACUAGUUUUAGCCUGGAAAAGGUGCAACAUCACUUGGGAUUUCGACGGCAUGUAGCCCUUCAGGGCAGCAGCUACCACUGACCGCACUGGACAGCUCUGGAAGACGAUAGCCCUAGGGAGGCUGAGUCAGGCUCUGUAGCCCCAACCAGUGCAGCCUUGGGUGGGCCGGAGGGCCCAGCACCACCCCUGAGAUGCUCCAGACCAACAACUACUCGCUGGUGCUGCUGAUCCAGCUGGCCCUGCUGACCUAUGACCUGUUCGUGAACUCCUUCAGCGAGCUGCUGAGAUCCGCGCCUGUCGUCCAGCUCGUGCUCUUCAUUAUUCAGGACAUUUCCAUCCUGUUUAACGUGAUCAUCAUCCUGUUGAUGAUGUUCAACACGUACGUGUUCCAGGUGGGGCUGGUGUCUCUGCUGCUGGAGCGCUUCAGAGCGCUGCUCAUGCUGUCUGCUCUCUACCUCACGCUCAGCAUAUGCCUCCACUGCUGGAUGAUGAACCUCAGGUGGAUGGAGUCCAAUCGCUUUGUGUGGACGGAUGGCCUCCAAGUCCUCUUUGUCUUCCAGCGAAUCGCUGCAGUGCUGUACUACUACUUCUACAAGCGCACCACCGAGUACCUGGGGGACCCACGGCUAUACGAAGACUCGCCCUGGCUGCGUGACGCCUUCGCACGCGCCCGCCAGUGAGCCCAGCUGUGGCCAGCACAGUCCAGCACGCACGCACGCACCACCACACGCAGACAUAUAACACGGAGGGACUCUGACUCUCCAGAGCCAAGAUGGCGGACAUGAUGAGGAAGAGGGACUUGGAUGCUGCAGUGUUACAGAGCCAAGAUGGACGACAUGGGGAGAAGAGGGACUCGUAUGCUGCAGAGCCAUGAUGGCGGACAUGGAGAGGAGAGGGACUCAGAUGCUGCAGUGUCACAGAGCCAAAAUGGAGAACAUGGACACCUGAAGAAGAGGGCAGACAAUGCAGCUAUGUGGAACCCUUCCAGAAGGAAGUUAGGAGUCAGCUCAGCUCCAGGUCCCAGUGGGGAUGCUGGAAUGUUAGGAGUCACCACAGAGAUGACGGAGGAAGCUUCCUGUUGAGGUUUGGGAAUUGUAGUCCAAAAGUAGUGCAAAAGAGAUUGAACUGAAGCCCAGAUGAGGAGCACUGUGUGGCUCUGCACUCAACACUGCAACAUAGUAGACAUCACUGCUCAACCAUGAACUAUUAUAGGACUGAUAAUCUAGCUUUUACUCACUUGCAGUCUACUUAUAAUAUGUUGGCACAUUCAUCACUAAGAGACAGAAGCUUGUAAAUCAAGAACAUUCUUUCUAUGGACACAAGCAGAUUUGUCUUUUGUGUUAUUGUCUUUGUCUGAUCUGAAGAACGUUAUAGUGGACGGAUUCUGUUGCCUAUGAAUGUUACUGAUUAGUAGAGGGUAUGGUACCUUUUUUAAGAUGGUGUUUUGCAUAAAAGUGCAAGCCACUGAAACGGCUAGAUUAGAGGACAUGCUUCCGCUGGGAUGGGUGAUGCACAGGUCAAGUGAGACCAGGUGGAAGCACAUAGAUUUGUGUUUAUUGUUUUUUUUAUGACACUUUUUUUUACUUUCAUUUUAAUCCGUAGUAGUUCACUCCGGCAUAUUAUAAUUUUUUAUAUAUAUUCCCAUGGAAAACUAACACAGCUCCUACUAGGAGCAAGACUGAUGUGUCAUCUGCCUCACGGUCAUUAGUCACCCAGAAAUCAUCUCGACAGCAUUCGGCCCGCAGCCAGGAUUUACUCAAAGUGCCUCAGCUGACUGCCACUGGCUCAGUUCGUACAACACUACUCAGGGAAGAGUGUUCAGUGCUGCCGUUGUGCACAGGAAAACACAUAGCCGCAUGCUUGGCCUCCAGGCAGGCUUGCAGGGCAGAACUCUAGGAGGUAAACUCAGAGAACAAAAUAACUCGGUAAAGGUGCGCACAUCAGUCCUGCUCUUGAGUGGGUGUAGGUGUGCACG
Molecule: messenger RNA, 4341 nt
Organism: Sardina pilchardus (European sardine)
Lineage: Eukaryota; Metazoa; Chordata; Actinopteri; Clupeiformes; Clupeidae
Gene: tmem138
Product: transmembrane protein 138
Exons: 5
Coding region: 2558-3046 (162 amino acids)
Cellular component (GO): cilium
Source: RefSeq, a predicted model, not a curated record